Messenger RNA from Microthlaspi erraticum, 726 nucleotides. The record is from the annotation of a GenBank genome assembly. NCBI's taxonomy places the organism in Eukaryota, Viridiplantae, Streptophyta, Magnoliopsida, Brassicales, Brassicaceae.
AUGGUGUCUGCGCCAAUAGUACAAGCUCCGAACUGGGAUCACCCAUUUGAGAUUAUGUGUGAUGCAUCUGACUAUGCAGUAGGAGCAGUGCUUGGCCAAAAGAUAGACAAGAAACUCAAUGUCAUCUACUAUGCAAGCAAGACUAUGGAUGAUGCUCAGUGCAAGUAUGCAACCACAGAGAAGGAACUCCUUGCCAUAGUCUUUGCUUUUGAGAAGUUUCGAAGCUAUAUAGUUGGAUCCAAGGUGAUUGUGCACACUGACCAUGCUGCCCUUAGACACAUCUUCGCUAAGAAAGAUACAAAGCCAAGACUUCUCAGAUGGAUCCUUUUGCUUCAAGAGUUUGAUAUAGAAGUUGUGGACAAAAAGGGAGUAGAAAAUGGAGUUGCUGAUCAUCUCUCUAGGAUGCGAGUUGAAGACAUGAUCCCCAUCAAUGAUUCUAUGCCUGAAGAACAGCUUAUGGCAAUCAUGAUCUUAAAGGAGAGUUUUGAUGAGAAAGUCAGGCUGGAAGAAGUUAAGGCUCUGCGUGAUGAGAAUUUGCCAUGGUAUGCUGAUAUAGUGAACUUCAUGGUGUCCGGAGAAGUCCCUAGUAGCUUUGAUGCUUACAAGAGGAAGAAAUUCUUCAAGGAUGCUAGGCAUUACUAUUGGGAUGAGCCCUACUGUACAAGAGAGGACCAGACAGCAUUUACAGGAGAUGCAUUGCUGAAGAGGAUGUGCAAGGAGUUCUAG